Messenger RNA from Frankliniella occidentalis (western flower thrips), 1571 nucleotides. RefSeq names its product NEDD8-activating enzyme E1 catalytic subunit (gene Uba3). NCBI's taxonomy places the organism in Eukaryota, Metazoa, Arthropoda, Insecta, Thysanoptera, Thripidae. The transcript is spliced from 4 exons. Gene Ontology annotation, biological process: protein neddylation. Gene Ontology annotation, cellular component: nucleus; cytoplasm. Gene Ontology annotation, molecular function: NEDD8 activating enzyme activity. The record is from RefSeq and is a predicted model, not a curated record. Bases 146 to 1483 code for a protein of 445 amino acids.
UUGGUGUGUGUGUGACAAUAGCAUCGGUAAAAUCCACCGGUAUCUUCUCUUUAGCUUCGAGUUAGUUGUGUGUUGUUUUUAUGUUUAUUUAGACGGAUAAGUCUCGUCUUGAAACAUUGGGACUUCACAGCCAUCAACUGCCAACAUGCCUACCGACACUCAAGAAGCAACAAAUCAGCGAUGGGGACAUCUCCGUAAGGUCCUGGAGAGGUCUGGCCCCUUCUGCCACCCUGACUUUGAGCCAUCUACUGAAACGCUGAAUUUUCUGAUGAACUCUUGUAAAAUUUUGGUUAUUGGUGCUGGUGGUCUUGGUUGUGAACUGCUGAAAGACCUUGCACUAAUGGGCUUCCGAGAGAUUCAUGUUAUUGACAUGGAUACAAUUGACUUGUCUAAUCUCAACCGACAAUUUCUUUUUCGAAGAACGGACAUUGGUCAAUCAAAAGCUGAAGUUGCAGCUCGGUUUAUUAACACUCGAGUACCUGGCUGCAACGUUACUCCACACUUCAAAAAAAUUCAAGAUUAUGACGAGUCUUUUUAUCGUCAGUUCCACAUCGUAGUCUGUGGUUUGGAUUCAAUUGUGGCACGAAGAUGGAUCAACUCACUUUUAGUUUCAAUGCUGGUUUAUGAUAGCGAUGGUGUUCUCGAUCAGUCAAGUCUCAUCCCAAUGGUUGAUGGUGGAACUGAAGGCUUCAAGGGCAAUGCCAGGGUUGUGCUUCCUGGAAUUACAGCUUGUAUUGAAUGCACUUUAGAUUUGUAUCCACCUCAGGUAACUUAUCCUCUUUGCACAAUUGCAAACACGCCACGUCUUCCGGAACAUUGCAUUGAAUAUGUCAAGAUUAUACAGUGGCCAAAAGAGAAUCCAUGGGACGUUUCAAUUGAUGGCGAUGACCCAGUUCACAUCAAUUGGAUUUUUGAGAAGGCACUAGAAAGAGCCUCACAAUUUGGCAUUCAGGGAAUAACAUACAGACUUGUUCAAGGCGUGGUAAAAAAUAUAAUUCCAGCUGUUGCCUCUACUAAUGCAGUCAUUGCUGCAGCAUGCACCACUGAAGUGUUCAAAAUAGCAACAAGUUGUUGUGUACCUUUGAAUAACUAUAUGGUGUUAAAUGUUGUUGAUGGUAUUUACACCUACACAUAUGAAGCUGAAAGGAAAGAAGACUGUCUGAUAUGCAGUCAGAAACCAAAGACUCUAGAGAUAGCUGAUGCCAAUGUCAAGUUACAAGAUGUUCUAAAUAUUUUGUGCACCAGCCCAUCUUUUCAAAUGAAAUCUCCAGGCAUCACAACAUCUGCAGGUGGCCGCGUUCGUACACUGUACAUGUCAAAUGUUGCGAGCAUUGAGAAACAAACUCGUGACAAUUUGAAAAAGUCUUUAAGUGAGCUUGGACUCUUUGAUGGUUGUGAACUGUUUGUAGCUGAUGAUACUACCCCCAACACAAUUACUAUUAAAAUUGCUUUCACCAAUAGCUGUGUAGAAAUGCAGGAAUAGCAAGUAGAACACUGGUCAUUUAUGAAAAUAAGGUUUUGUAUUAUUACUAUUUGUUGAGAGAUUAUAUAAACUGUAAUAGUUUAAAUCA